GACUCAUCGCUUUUUACACACCACACCACCGCGGCGUUAAAGCUGAUUUCCAGCAUCUCUUGUCACAUUAUGAUAAUACGCUUUUUGGUGCUACUCUGAGCUUUCUCCGAUCGAUAAUCACUUUUCCCGUCCUUCCAUCGCGCGUAAAAGCUAUUCGGUGCGCCAUGAGGCAACAUACCCGCUAAAAGAAGUCAAUUUUUUCCCUGAUUUUGAAACAAAACAUCAAGAUGGAAAACUUUACAACCGCUCCAGAGAUAAACCACACUUUGGCGGUUUGGAUAGACAACAGCCUACAAUACAAAGUGAUAAGCAGUUUGCUGCUUUUCGUGAUUUGCGUUUUAGGAGUCGUUGGCAACGUUAUGGUCAUCCUGGUGGUGCUCACUACCAAACACAUGAGGACUCCCACCAACUGCUACCUGGUGAGUUUGGCGGUAGCUGACCUGAUGGUGCUGUGCGCUGCUGGCUUACCCACAAUCACAGAGAGCAUCUUUGGAUCCUGGGUGUUUGGACACUACGGGUGCCUCUGCAUCACCUACUUUCAGUACCUUGGGAUCAACGCCUCGUCCUGCUCCAUAACAGCGUUCACUAUAGAGAGGUACAUCGCUAUCUGCCAUCCCAUUAAAGCGCAGUUCCUGUGCACCCUCUCCAGAGCCAAAAAGAUUAUUCUGUGCGUCUGGGCUUCCACUUCCCUGUACUGCAUGAUGUGGUUCUACCUGUCAGACAUCCAGGAGGAGGUGUACGACAACAUCACCAUCGUCACGUGCGGCUACAGAGUCCCCAGGAAGUUUUACCUGCCCAUCUACUUCUUUGAUUUCGGAGUUUUCUUCGUGGUCCCGCUGAUGCUCUCCGCGGUGUUGUACGGACUCAUCGCCAGGAUCCUCUUCAUCAACCCGCUGCCCUCCGACCCCAAAGACAAGAAGAAGAACGGACAUAACCACAGCAACACCAAGAGGACCAGCUGCAAGAACUCCCGCCACUCCAGCUCCACAGCCUCCUCCCGCAGACAGGUGACCAAGAUGCUGGCUGUGGUGGUGUUCCUGUUUGCCACGCUCUGGAUGCCGUACCGCACUCUGGUGGUGGUCAACUCCUUCCUGGACCGGGCCUACCUGGACAGCUGGUUCCUGCUUUUCUGCCGAAUCUGCAUCUACCUCAACAGCGCCAUCAACCCGGUCAUCUACAACGCCAUGUCUCAGAAGUUUCGCGCCGCUUUCCGCAAGAUCUGCGGCUGCGGGAGGAAAGGCUCGGAUAAACCCGCUGCUUACAGUGUGGCCCUUACUUACAGCGUGGCCAAAGAGACAUCCAUGGUGGAGAGCACCGACCCCUUCACUACGGAACUAGAGGAGCUCACAGCCACUGACGAUCUGCUGUCUGAACAGAAGAUGAUGUUUCUUGACCCCGACGUGUACGGGAAGGAGAAUUUUAGCGACGCGUGAGCUUCGUUUGCGAAGGGUCAACCGAGGAUUUAAGAGUUUGAAUAUGUUGACUAAUGUAGUCCGUUAAGAGAGAAUAUGGUUUCCUGAGUGCCUGCUGACCUUUACAUAGCCAGAGAUGUAAACACAGAUUACAGCUGCUGAUGCGUAAUGACAGUGUUUGAGGCACAAAGCCGAGAAUGAUCCCAGACAUCAGGAAGCAGCAAACACGGACAGAUAAGCACCCUUUCAUUGCACAGCUGUUAUCUUAUCCUGGACCUACCCAAGUCAUCAACUGAGUAUCAGUCAACAAAACACAAAUGUGAACCAGCAUGCUCACUUGAGAUGUGCGGCAUACAGAACUCCAAUACCCAGAAAUCCUGCAAACGGACACGUUUACCAACAUAGCCACUCGGUGAUGCUCGUAUGAAAGGAAAGGUACCAAAGAGAUGACAGAAGCGAAAAGAAAAAAAACGGAGAAUUGUCAAGAGUUGAAUUGCCUCUCCAUGUCACGAUUUACCAUUAUCGUAGAGUGAAUUGACUGCACUGUUCAUGCUGAAUAUCAUGAUGGGUGUUUUUCCUCAGUUUCAGACAGAUUUGGGGCGUUUAGACCGAGGAAGAGAAUACCAUUUCACACCAAUAAAACACCUCAACCAGCGCAGCUUUAAUAACUGUAUGCCCCCUGAUGUUUUCAGGGCAGGCAGCCCAUUAAAGGGUGAGUCAUGCCUGAACCCUCAUGGACAGAACUGGCUCUAUUAUUAUUCUGAAGGACUGCGUGCGCGGCCUCGAAGCAGGAUGAGAAAAGAGUUCGUUCAGGAGGGCAGGUUCAGUCUUUAUAUAAAGAGAUGCUUUGUUGAGAUUUUCUUCUGUAAAGCGUUCACUGAUAGAGUAGGGAGACAAGUACAUAGAGUGCUUUGUAAAUUAAAUGCAAAAAGUGCCAUAAUAAAGUUUAUUAUGUGUUGUUUCCACAGUAACAUCCUGUUUCUAAGGAAUAGUUUAUAAUGGGUUGAUACCUUUUCCCUAUUGACAUCAUUUGUAGGUUUAAAAAAAGCCAAUAUUUUAUAAUGCUUUAGACAAUAAUCACAAUAAGACAAAUGUAAGAACAACCUUUAGUUGCUCUUUAUAAUUCAGAAUAAAUAGAUUUGCCUUAUUGUUAUUGUCUAUUAGACUGGAAAUACAAUAUUGUAGGUUUAAGGAAAUAUGUGCCAAUGUCGGAAUUUAUUUCAAACAAAAAUGGCAGAACUGUCGGUGAGAAGGAUAAACAGGAAGUUACCCAUUUCUAGCAGUAGUUACAAGUCUCUUUAAAGUGGUUAGAGCAAAAUUACUGCGCCAUCCAAAAAGAACAUUGAAUAUACAAGUGGACCCUCCAUUGGAUAGAGAAAGGGCGCAAUAUGGACACCAAAAUCUAUUAAUGAAUCUAUAUUUACAACUAGUCAAUGGCCUUGUGUGGAAAUAUGCACCUGAAACCACAACCACCAGUGAGGUGAGAAAGGUGAAACCACAAAAAAAGACAACUCAAGUAACUUCUUUAACCUUCAAAAAACAAACAAACACUAGAACCAGAUAACUUUUAGCAUCUCCAACUUGUUUCGGUAGCACUGUCACAAAGAUCGUUUUCCUAAGAACUAUCAACAAGGCAGGACGUGUGCCAAAACAAACAGCCCAACAGGGUCUUUGAUAACGCAAUAUCUGUCCAUUGAUUUUCAUUUAAACAAAAAGACAACCGUUAGCAACCUGGCUACAGUAAAACCACCUAUAGUAUUAGUACCUACGCAGGUUACUUACAGACCUAGCUAAGUGGAAAGAACAUUUUUCCCCACCUUUUUUCUGCCUUACCCUGGUAAAAUUACCCUGGUUGUUGAUCUAGCACUUUUAUUAUGAAAGGGAGUUCCUGACCUGGCGGCAGAAAGAAUUGCAAAGCAAAAGCACAUUUGAAAGGAAACCAAUCUAAAAUCAGAUGGUGUCAUUGUUCUACAACCAUAACAUUGUGCCAUCAACAUUGACUUCAUAAUGAUAAGUUAGAGGAACUUUUGCCACUCUGGUGAAUGUAUUUAUUCAUAGUUAGUACUUUUUUUCUUCAGCUUUCUAAAGGUCUACAGUGAUACAUUUUAAUAAAUGCCACUCUUGGUUAUAAGGCAAGGCAAGUUUAUUUAUAUAGCACCUUUCAACACAAGGUCAUUCAAAGAGCUUUACAAACAUGAAAGACAUUAAGACCGUUAAAAAUGAGUGCAGCAUAAACACAUUAUAGAGGGCAUUUAAAAACAGUCAUUUAAGAGCAAAGAUACUGAAAUAAACAGGUAUCAAAUACAUGAGUAAAAGUCACAGUGCAAUGUUUGAUCAGAACAGUUCAAUUAAAAGCAGCGGCAAAAAGAAAUGUUUUCAGCCUGGAUUUAAAAGUAGUAAGAGUUGCAGCGGCCCUGCAGGGUUCUGGGAGUUUGUUCCAGAUAUUUGGAGCAUAAUAACUGAACGCUGCUUCUCUUUGUUUAGUUCUAAGUCUGGGGACAGAAAGUUGACCCGUUCCAGAAGACCUGAGAGUUCUGGAUGUAAUUUUGGGCCUAACCCAUUCAAUGCUUUAUAAACCAGCAGCAGAACUAUGAAAUCAAUUCUCUGACAGACAGGAAGCCAGUGUAAAGAAUUCAGAACUGGAGUGAUGUGAUCCACUCUCUCAGUGUAAAGACUUCAGAACUGGAGUGAUGUGAUCCACUCUCUCAGUGUAAAGUCUUCAGAACUGGACUGAUGUGAUCCACUCUCUUAGUGUAAAGACUUCAGAACUGGAGUGAUGUGAUCCACUCUCUCAGUGUAAAGACUUCAGAACUGGACUGAUGUGAUCCACUCUCUUAGUGUAAAGACCUCAGAACUGGACUGAUGUGAUCCACUCUCUUAGUGUAAAGACCUCAGAACUGGAGUGACGUGAUCCACUCUCUCAGUGUAAAGACCUCAGGACUGGAGUGAUGUGAUCCACUCUCUUAGUGUAAAGACCUCAGAACUGGAGUGAUGUGAUCCACUCUCUCAGUGUAAAGACUUCAGGACUGGAGCGAUGUGAUCCACUCUCUUAGUGUUAGUGAGGACCCAGCAGCAGCGUUCUGAAUCAGCUGCAGCUUUCUAAUGGAUGUCUUAGUGAGACCUGCAAAGACACCGUUACAGUAGUCCAGUCUACUGAAGAUAAAAGCAUGGACAAGUUUUUCUAGAUCCUGCUGUGACAUUAGUCCUUCAAUCCUAGAUAUGUUCUUCUGGUGAUAGUAGGCGGACUUAGUGAUUGUUUUAAUGUGACUGUUGAAAUUCAGAGUGCAGGACUACACCUAGGUUUCUGGCGUUAGCUGUUGUUUUGAACAUUACUGAUUGAAGCUCAGCACUGACUUUUUGUCGUUCCUCCUUUGUUCCAAAAACAAUUACCUCGGUUUUCUCUUUGUUUAAUUGGAGAAAGUUCUGACUCAUCCAGUCAUUGAUUUGUUCAAUGCACUUACUCAGUGUUUGAAUUGGAGCAUAGUCUCCUGGUGAAAUGGUAAUGUAAAUGUGUGUAUCAUCUGCAUAGCUAUGGUAACUUCUUUACUUUUCAUUAUCUGAGCCAGUGGAAGCAUUUAGAUGUUAAAGAGAAGAGGCCCCAAGAUGGAUCCUUGAGGAACCCCACAUGUCAUAUUGGUCAGCUCUGAUGUGUAGCUGCCUAUAGAGACAAGUGUUUCCUGUCCUUUAAGUAAGAUUCAAACCAAUUCAGAACUGUUGCUGAAAGUCCCAACCAGUUUUCUAGUCAGUCUAGCAAUAUUUUGCGGUCAACAGUGUGAAAUGCAGUGCUGAGAUCUAAUAAUACUAACACUGAGACUCUGCCACUGUCUGUGUUUAAGUGGAUGUCAUUGAAGACCUUAACAAGAGCAGUCUCAGUGCUGUGGUGCGGUCGAAAGCCUGACUGGAACACAUCGAAACAGUUAUUUGCAUCCAAGAAUUUACUCAGUUUUUAAAAACUACUUUUUCAAUGAUUUUAACUAGAAAUGGGAGGAUUGAUAUGGGCCUGUAAUUAUUCAUUGCUGAAGCAUCCAAAUUAUUCUUUUUUAAGAGCAGUUUAAUGACUGCAGUUUUCAGGGCCUGUGGAAAUACACUGAGUGAAGAGACCUGUUUACUAUAUGAAGUAGCUCUGAGGACAUGCUAUGAAAAACAUUUUAGAAAAGCUUGUAGGUAUAAUAUCAAGGCAGCAGGAGGAGGACUUCAGAUGUAGAAUAAUGUCCUCUAGGUCUUUAUCAUUAAUCUGAUGGAAUUGUGUCAUGGUGUUUGAAUUGAUUUUAAGUGGACACAAGAACAACACAUUUGCUGUACCUGAUACAGAAACACUAAUUACAAAAACAUUUAGAUAAGCCUUAUUCAAUGGUGGUACCUCCUUGUGUGGUCUACGAUUCUCUCAAAUUAAAUAACAUUUUAAAGUUUACUUGGGCAGUGGUGCAACCUCAUUGCUUCACCAAGUAAAAUAAUGUAUAUAGAGUGACAGAUAAAGAACAUGUUAAUAUGUUUCAGCUGCUCAACAUAAGCUCCAUCAAAGUGUUCACAUUGAAGCAAAGUGAAGUGAAGUGGACCGUGCUUUGUGUCAUGUGUACUGUGGAUUUAACAAACUGUCGCUUUCCUGUUUGGCUCUGUAGUUGUGACAACCCACAGUGAACAUGGCUGAAUGGAUGUGAUGCUGUUGCGUGUGUGGAAUAUAAUUGGGCUGCAGACACGGCAGAGGAAGACGAAGCUCUCACUGUGAAACCGGCUUCAUUCACCGCUGUAUGUGAAAUAUGUCAGAUGAAUACUGCAUCUUGUGUUUAAUGACUGUACCAAUACUGUAAAUGCCUUUGAGUAUGAGUAGAUUCAUUAAUAUUUGUGUGUUGCCUUUGUAUUUAAAUAGUUAUUUAUGGUAAUCUGUAUAUUUUUCUGCAACUCUAUAUUUUGUUAUUGCCCAUCAGAAUUAUACAUAAUAUGUUGUGAUGCUGAAUUUGGAAGCUUCUGCCUUGGGCUUGCUUUUUUAGAGAACUGUGAUCCAGUGUAUGUUUGAUGGUUAUAUAGAAAUUGCAAAUGUUAUAUUUAUGUUCCAAAUAAAGUUGAU
Eleginops maclovinus (Patagonian blennie) is the source of this 6477-nucleotide messenger RNA. It is a transcript of the gene trhrb, whose product is annotated as thyrotropin-releasing hormone receptor b. Bases 228 to 1433 code for a protein of 401 amino acids. The transcript has 2 exons. Gene Ontology annotation, cellular component: membrane. Gene Ontology annotation, molecular function: thyrotropin-releasing hormone receptor activity. The record is from RefSeq and is a predicted model, not a curated record. Gene Ontology annotation, biological process: phospholipase C-activating G protein-coupled receptor signaling pathway. NCBI's taxonomy places the organism in Eukaryota, Metazoa, Chordata, Actinopteri, Perciformes, Eleginopidae.